Lycium ferocissimum is the source of this 1443-nucleotide messenger RNA. RefSeq lists its product as uncharacterized. Lineage: Eukaryota; Viridiplantae; Streptophyta; Magnoliopsida; Solanales; Solanaceae. The transcript is spliced from 6 exons. The coding region runs from base 131 to 991 and encodes 286 amino acids. The record is from RefSeq and is a predicted model, not a curated record. Gene Ontology annotation, cellular component: 90S preribosome; nucleus.
UUUAAUUAUGAGUAGUGUAAACACAAAAAAUUAUCAAAUCGAAUCAAACGCAGAAAAAAACCUAAAGUCCUAACAAAGGCCACCAACGGACAGAAGAGAAGAGUUGCGGCACUAACAUAAACACCAAAAAAUGGGUAGCAGUAUGGAGAGGAAGAAGCACAAGAAUAAACCAUUGCCAUCUUUAGGACCCAAAAAAGUAAACAACACAAAGAGGAAGAAGAAGAAGAAGAAGAAGAAGGAAAAAGUGAAGCAAAGCAAUGUCAAAUCUACUGAAAAUGCCAAAGCCAAAAGCAAAAGCAAAGUAGUAAAAGAUAAGGAGUUAAACGAUGUCAUUCGUUUCCCCACAGCAGCACAACAGUUGAAGUAUUUCCAUGAAGAGUAUGAAUCCGCCAAUAGGGUUCAGCUUUCUUCCCUCGAGCUCGAAUCCUUUACAGAGACAUGCAUGCUUGAGCUAAAUCCUGAACAAGCUCAAAGUAAUAGUGCAUUGGCUGACCAUAUGAAGGUUGCUUUUGGAUCAUCAUGGAAAGAAAUUCUGUGUGAAAAAGAGCUUGAUGGGAAAAUUGAUCCAGGGCAACCUGCACUUCUGGUUAUUAGCUUAUCCGCCUUGCGUUCGUUGGACCUUCUCAGAGAAUUGCGGCCUUUGACAAGUGAAUGCCGUGCUGCAAAGCUUUUCUCAAAGCAUAUGAAGAUUGAGGAGCAGGCUUCUUCUCUCAAGAAUCGCAUUAAUAUUGCAAGUGGGACACCAAGCAGGAUUAAGAAGUUGAUAGACAUGGAGGCACUUGGCCUAUCUCGAUUAGCUGUGAUUGUGCUGGAUAUGAAAACUGACGCGAAGGGCUAUUCGCUGUUGACACUGGCUCAAGUCAGAGAUGAGUUCUGGGACUUGUAUAAGAACUACUUUCACCAGCGGAUAAUGGAAGGUGCAUUGCAAAUAUGCCUUUAUGACGAAAUACCAGCUAAUAUUAAGAGAAAGAAGAGUGACAAAGAUGAGUAGGCUCUUCAGGACUAUAUGAGGAUUCUGUACUAUCGUCGUCAUCCAGCCAGUUUUGACAUCAAAAUGUAUCACAAUUUUGUGGUAGAGGAUAUACAUAAGCAGCAACUAUUUAGGAACCUCUGUAGGAUGUGGUUGUUUAGCUAGGUAAGCCUAUCAGGUAAAAAAGGAAUUCUGCGUUCAAGUGGAUGUCUUUUCGAGAGAUCUAUGACGGAAGUUCAUUUUUUUGGUGAGAUAUUUCUGUAGAAGGAAACAAGUGUACUCAAUUAAGUUAGUCAAUUUUCAUGGAAUGUGAUUGUGAGUUGAAAAUCAAUGCCUAAACUUUGUUCUGUUGCCAAGUUACAGAGUGCUUAGUAGUAUAGGUUUUUGCCCCGAAGUAUCUCUUAAUGCAUCUAUAGCGGUACAAGAUUGAUAUUUUACUUUCACACUUUUAGAAAAGGUAUCUACCUCCAUUA